Polyodon spathula (Mississippi paddlefish) is the source of this 5279-nucleotide messenger RNA. RefSeq names its product histone-lysine N-methyltransferase NSD2-like. NCBI's taxonomy places the organism in Eukaryota, Metazoa, Chordata, Actinopteri, Acipenseriformes, Polyodontidae. The transcript has 23 exons. The coding region runs from base 139 to 4290 and encodes 1383 amino acids. Gene Ontology annotation, biological process: regulation of DNA-templated transcription. Gene Ontology annotation, molecular function: histone H3K36 methyltransferase activity; protein binding. The record is from RefSeq and is a predicted model, not a curated record. Gene Ontology annotation, cellular component: nucleus; chromatin.
AGGAUGCCUUUCCUCAUUUACACGGCUAAAUCGUCUCGCUUAUGGCAAUUUGAAUUAUACUGAAUGAUCGAUUUAAAAGGGGAAAACAAAACACGAUCAAAACGAACGUUUGAUUGCGAUUGGAAACAACUGGACUGAAUGGAUCUGAAUGUCAAGGGCAGCUCUCUUCCGUCAAUGCCGGAACAUCUAACCCCUGCCAGUAUGAAACCAGUCCCAGAGGCCCUGGGCAGCAGAAAGAACCAGACGGCCACAGAGAUGAGUGCCGACAAAGCGAUCCUCAUGGACAAAGCUGCUGCUCAGUUGGCUGCCACCUUGCAAGAAGGCGUCCUGCACAAAAUCAACGGGCACGACCCUCUGACCGAGACCCUGAAAGACUUGACCUCUCGGGUGCUAAAUGGGGAGCAGGACAAGGUGGCCAAGCUGUGCGUAGAACCACUGGUCUUAAAGGGAACGGAGUCGCCCCCACAGCACACCAGCCCCCAGAAAAAGAGCGAAUCGCCUGAGAUAAAGCUGAAGAUCACCAAAACUGUCUCCAACGGGAAGCCCCGAUUCGAGUCCUGCUUCUGUGAGGACGAGGAUGGUGUGACCAUCAACACCACCGCAAUGGAGAAAAGGAAGGGUGGAAAAAAUAAAGGGAGAGUGAAGCGGAAGAGAAACCUCAAGUUUGACCAGCAGCUGGAGCCAGAGAGCUCCUCUCCUGUGCUGCUGCCGCCACCACCACCAGUGCAGACAUCCCCACCACCCCCAUCGGGUAACCCAGAAGAGAUUCAAAAGGGGUCCCAUAAAGACAAAGAGUUGGACCUCCCGUUGAAGUUCAAUGUAGGGGAUGUGGUCUGGACCAAGGUGUCUGGGUACCCCUGGUGGCCUUGCAUGGUUGCAACGGAUCCAAAUCUGAACCAUCACGUUAAACUGAAAGGACAGAACAGCAGGACUUUAGUGCAAUAUCACGUGCAGUUCUUGGGGAAUGCUCCCGAAAGGGCCUACAUAUAUGAGAAGAGCAUCUUCCCCUUUGAGGGGCAGGAGCAGUACGAGGGCCUGUGCCUGGAGAGUGCCAAGCAAGCCACGUCCAGGAGCGAGAAAAAAAAGUUGCUCAAACCAGUUUCAGUGAAGUUGCGCACACAGUGGGAUUUUGGCAUCACCCAAGCACAAGAAGCCCUGGGGAUGACGCUGAAGGAGCGGAUGGCCAAGUAUGCGUUCGUCUACGAGAACAAGAGGCCUAGGCUGAACCCGCGGGUGCUUCUGGAGGUGGGGAUCGAGGCAGGGCCUUGGGGCGAGACCAGCGAGACAUCGGAGCCGGAAGAAAAAGAGGCCGACGCAGAUUUGAAACCAGCUGUACAGAACACCCCUUCCCGCACACGCACUAGCACUUCAAGGACUAGAAAGACUCCUGUGAAUAAGGUAUCUGAAAGGACAGAACCAGGAAAGGGGCGCAGCACCCUAGUUAAUAAAAGGAAAAACAGGGCAGCCCCCACUCCCAGGAGACGGAAAAACGCAGCACAGCCAACCAGCCAGGUUGUUGCAGAGUCCCCUGAUGCUUGUAAUGAAAGUGGCAAUAAAGACUUGCUUCAAUCCGUGAUGAGUCCACAGAGCAGCAAGAAGAAAGCCGUGGUUAAAACCAAGGCUGUAACUGGGAAGGCUCGGGCUGGGAUCACCUCUCCUCUUCCAGGCUCAGAGAAAAAAGCAGAAGAGACCCAACCCAGCACUGCUCAAAAAACUAAAAAAAGGUCAGGACCCAAAGGAAAGGCAGAAGUAGCACAACCUAAAAGAUCGAAAAAGAGGCCCUUGGAUACAGAAGACCUUCCAGCACGACCCCAGAAGCGAGUCAGACGGGAGGGCAGUCCCAGUCGCAAGAAGAACCCAAUUAAACCAUCUAAAUCAAAACCUGCUCCAGAGACUGAAGUAUCGCAAACUGCCUUGGAUGUGCAGAAUAGCCAGUCUGAAAGUAAACUGUCGGACAAGUGCAAGCCCCUGAAGAAGCGAAAGCGCUCGUCUGCCGGGGGGGAAGCGCUGCUUGCCCCGGCCAGCAAGAGCGCCUCCCCUCCAGCCUCCUCCACAGAACAUGAGACCUCCUCUGACGGGCACGGGGACGAGCGUCCAGAGUCUCCUUGCGAAAGUGUCGAUGAGGUUCAGACAGAGGCAUCUGUCUCCUCCAAGAAGUCUGAACGUGGAGGGAAUGUGAAAAAGGAUAAUAUGUGUCAGGUUUGCGAAACUAUUGGCGAUUCGCUGAUUCUGUGUGAAGGGCAGUGCUGUGGCCAUUUCCACUUGAAUUGCUUGGGGCUGACUGAGAAACCGGAAGGAAAGUUUCUUUGUCCUGAAUGCACCUCCGGAAUCCACUCUUGCUUUGCAUGCAAAAAGAGUGAUGGGGAAGUGAAGCGCUGCAUGGUUCUCCAGUGUGGUAAAUUCUACCAUGAAGACUGCGCAAGGAAGUACCCUCCGUCUGUGUUUUCAAACAAGGGCUUCCGCUGCCCCUUACACUCCUGUGUCAGCUGCUUCGUCAACAAUCCCUCAAGCCUCAAAUCUACUAAAGGUAAAAUGGUGCGUUGUGUGCGCUGCCCUGUUGCCUAUCACACGGGGGAUGUGUGCAUUGCAGCAGGAUGUGAGGUCCUGGCCUCUCACAGCAUCAUCUGCACCAGCCACUUCACAGCCAAGAAAGGGUACAGCCACCAUGCACACGUCAACGUCAGUUGGUGCUUUGUCUGCUCCAAAGGGGGCAGUCUGUUGUGCUGCGAAUCCUGUCCUGCUGCUUUCCACCCUGACUGUCUCAAUAUAGAGAUGCCAGAUGGAAGCUGGUACUGCAACGACUGCAAGGCUGGCAAGAAGCCCCAGUACAGAGACAUCAUCUGGGUCAAACUGGGCAACUACAGAUGGUGGCCGGCAGAGAUCAGGCAUCCGCGGGGAAUCCCCACAAACAUCCAGCACCUGCGCCACGAGAUCGGGGAGUUUCCCGUGUUCUUCUUCGGCUCCAAGGAUUACUUCUGGACACACCAGGCCCGUGUCUUUCCCUAUAUGGAGGGCGAUCGGGGGGGCAAAUACCAGAAGAUGAAGGGCAUCGGGAAAGUCUUCAAAACAGCUCUACAGGAAGCGGAAAAGCGUUUUCAGGAGAUCAAAAAGGAACGAGAAGCAAAGGAAGCCCAGGAGAAUGAACGCAAACCACCAGCCUACAAGUACAUCAAGGUGAACAAGCCCUGUGGGAAGGUGCAGAUCUACACGGCAGACAUCUCUGAGAUCCCCAAGUGUAACUGCAAGCCUUCGGACGAGAGCCCGUGUGGCUUUGAGUCGGAAUGCUUGAACAGGAUGCUCAUGUACGAGUGCCACCCUUCUGUGUGCCCAGCAAGAGAGCGCUGCCAGAACCAGGGCUUCACCAAGCGCCAGUACCCAGAGACCAAGAUCAUCAAGACUGUGGGCAAAGGCUGGGGGCUGGUGGCCAAGAGAGACAUCAAAAAGGGGGAGUUUGUGAAUGAAUAUGUGGGGGAGCUGAUAGAUGAAGAGGAGUGCAGAGCAAGGAUUCGAUAUGCUCAGGAGAACGAUAUCUCUCAUUUCUACAUGCUCACCAUUGACAAGGACCGGAUCAUUGAUGCUGGGCUCAAAGGGAACUACUCUCGCUUCAUGAACCACAGCUGCCAGCCCAACUGUGAGACGCAGAAGUGGACGGUGAAUGGAGACACAAGGGUGGGAUUGUUUGCUGGGUGUGAUAUUCCGGCAGGGACAGAGUUGACCUUCAAUUAUAACCUCGACUGUCUGGGCAAUGAGAAGACUAUCUGCAGGUGUGGAGCUCCUAACUGCAGUGGAUUUCUUGGAGACCGGCCCAAGAAUGCAACUAGCAAUACCUCAGAAGACAAAGGGAAGAAAGGCAAGAAGAAGCUGAAGAGGCGCAAGUCUCGUAACGAAGUGAAGAAGCAGUCUGAAGACGAGUGCUUCCGCUGUGGCGAUGGGGGAGAACUGGUGCUCUGUGACAAGAAGACCUGCACCAAGACCUACCACCUAUCCUGCCUCGAUCUCACCAAGCGUCCUUUCGGACGAUGGGACUGCCCGUGGCAUCACUGUGAUGUCUGUGGGAAAAACUCUGUAACCUUUUGCCAAUUCUGCCCAAACUCCUUCUGUAAAGAGCACCAGGAGGGGGCGCUGUUCGCAUCACCUGUGGACGGACGGCUACGUUGCUCUGAACACGAAGAUCUGGAACAAAGCCACGCUCAAGAAAUCGUGGCAACAGAACAGGAACCAGAAACGCCUUCAGAGAAGCAGACUGGGAAGUCCAAGCCUACCAAGAACUCCAGGAAAAGCUUAGGCUGAGCACUGUUGGGUGGGAGAGAGACUAAUUGCAGUUCCAAGCUGCUAACACUAUUCUGUACAUAUAAAACACACCACUUCCCACAGUGAAUGUUUAUCAGAACUGUACAGCUUACUGUAUUUUCAGGGAAAACAAUUCCCCCGUCAUUGAGCCAUACAAACAGGUUUAAUCUUUUUUUUUUUUUUUUUUUUUUUUUUUAUUAAUGCAUCUGUACUGAUACUCAACUGUGGUAAGCACAAGACUAAACUUUACAGCAUUACAGUUUACACUUGAAUUAUUUUAUUUAACAAACUUUUUUCUGGAAAAUAUAAUACGGUAGAGAUAUAUAUUUUUUAAAGUCCAUAAUAAUAAAUAAGACUGGAAAUUUGUCAGAGUUGCGUAAAACAUUUACCAGCCAAUCAAGGUGUUUUAAGAAUUGUAAUAUCUUCAACAAAAAAAGACACUAUUAGUAGCUCUUGAUUUCUGUCUUUCUGUAUUCGUGUAGUUUGCAUUUAAGUUGUAAUACUUGUGUUUUAUUUGUUUGGGGGUUUUUUUGUAGCUCAACUGGUCUUUAUGAAGAAUAGUAUCAAACAUUUUUGCAAUACUUGUUCAGGGUUACCAGACACCCCUACUGCAGGGAAACUAAUAUUAAAAAGAAUAUUACGUUUUAUUUAUCCAUUAAUGUCAAGUUUAUUUUGCAAUAUACACAUUAUUUUUUAUUUUGAUUGGGCUGGGUAGUUGCAGAACUAAUUAGCCUUCCUCCUGUUUGGGAGUUCCUGAUACUGUUUUCAAAGUGAUUGUAGUAAGCGCAGUCAAGAGUGACCAGUCUGCUGCUAAUCUCGAAGAUCUCUUAAAGCACUUAUAUUGUGAAAACACUGGUACAGCAGGAUUCAGACUCGGCUGUGACUGGGUGGGUGUCCUGCACAGGGGCUUGGUAACUAUCUUCACAUUGCAUUAGUGCAUCGGUAAAUUUAGGGAUGAGGAGAGUGUUCAGUGUUUCCUUUUUUUUUUU